AUGGCUUCACUCAGCCAGCGGCGGUCGCAGAUCUUCCGCGGAACUCGCAUCGCUCUUGGCGACAAUUUCCGUACUGAUAUGCAUAUCAGUGACAUGGAGGUGGCCAUCACCCGCCGUGGUGGUCAGGUCACCCGCGAGGUUGACAAGGAUACCACCAUCCUGAUCACGUCGGACAAGGACUACAUGCGCAAGUCUAACAACGUCAAGGCAGCCCUCGUCAAGGGCGGCAAGGCAGUCCCCAUCGUCGAGUGGCAGUGGCUCAUGGACUGCAUCGACCGGAACCACAAGCGUCCCGUGAAGCUGUACAGGCUCGAGCAGAACAAGAAGCAGCGCAAGGAAGACGAGGAGGAAGCGCAGGCCGAGGCCGCCAUCUAUGCUGAGAAAAUGGAGCGCGAGGGUCUCUUCAUCAACUGGGAGCUUAAUGACAUCUACACCGACGCCACGGGCUUCAAGUUCAAAGUCCGCCUCACCAGGCCUCGUGCCGAGAACGGCGAGAUGGACGAGGACGAGCGCAGCCUCGUGGCGGCUGCUAGUGGCAGGACGGAUGACCGGCCCAGGGACAACGAGCAUGAGAUCAUGACCCUCUAUCUCGCCGAGUCCAAGGAGAAGAACCCCACGCUCUACACCUUCGCUUUCGAGUACCAGAAGCGCAAGGGCGGCAAGAAAUACAAGAACCGUCCCACCUUCGCCGGAGGCGUCUUUGCCGACGAGUUCGCGCGCUUCAAGGACUUCUUUGAGCGCAAGUGCGGCAUCUCGUGGGACGAGCGCCUUGCCAGGGUCGGCGUGAUGAGGCACCUCAACUUCUUCGAGUACGACCCUCCUGCCAACUCGGGUGUUCCUCUUGGACUGAUCGAGGGGGAUGAUAAUAUCCCGGAGGCCUACAAGGAGGCCGUUAUGGCCCAGAGAGAGGCCGCAGAGGCCCAGGCCAUACAGAACGAGAUCGCCGAACUCUUUGGCGAGUGA
Messenger RNA from Thyridium curvatum, 963 nucleotides. RefSeq lists its product as uncharacterized. The transcript has 5 exons. Bases 1 to 963 code for a protein of 320 amino acids. NCBI's taxonomy places the organism in Eukaryota, Fungi, Ascomycota, Sordariomycetes, Thyridiales, Thyridiaceae. The record is from RefSeq and is a predicted model, not a curated record.